Molecule: messenger RNA, 4140 nt
Organism: Naegleria lovaniensis
Lineage: Eukaryota; Heterolobosea; Eutetramitea; Acrasida; Naegleriidae
Exons: 2
Coding region: 1-4140 (1379 amino acids)
Molecular function (GO): protein binding
Source: RefSeq, a predicted model, not a curated record
AUGAUUAAGCAGGUAUUUACCUCUUCAAAACCCAUCUCAAAUUUUGUCAUUCCUCCUACACAACCAUUCUUACAUGAUGAAGACCAUGAAGAAGAGAAUGACCAUGUCAAUCAUGAUGAAGAGCACAUCUCUGGAGAUUUUCUCAUUCAUUCACCUGGUGUCAAUAGUGCUGGUGAGUUAUUUAGUAUCACACAAGCACAUACACCACUUCGAAGUGGAUCAUGGUCCAACAAGAGUAGUCGAAGAAAUUCUCAAAAUGUGAUGGUGCCCACCACUCCACUUCCCUUGAAGCCUCAGAGUGUCAAUGAUAAUUCUUCAGCAGUUCAAGAACAACAACAACAACAACAAUUAGGAACAGAGUCUGCUCAUUCAACAACUAGUAGUGCUACUAUUACAGCUCAACCAAAGAGUGGUGGUGGUGACUCUCUUCUUCGACAUGAAUCAUCCUCUCUCGACAUGCUUCAGGAAUUACAUGAUCCAAGAAGUAGAUCCAAUAGUGCACUCUCCAAUUACACUAUGAGUACUCCACAACACAGCAAUAAUGUCCUUUCUACCACGCAACCACUCAUGUUUGAGAGUAGUGGUGUGGAAAAUGAUGAUCAUGUCUUUCAUUCUGAACAAGAUUUCGAAGAUACUGAUGAACAAUAUGCAGAUCCAUGUGAAGAAUUAGAUGAUUCCUAUGAAAUUCAGAGAGUCUCUCAUUAUACCAACUCUGAAGCUAUCAUUCAUGAUGUGUUUGAUGUCAAUACUAAGGAAACUCUUGAACAAGUGAUUACUCAAUUAAAUCAUGCAGAAGAGGAACUUGAUAGAGAAGAAGAGAUUCUACACCCCACGUCGUCGUCGACUCAGCAUGAUGAAACCAUGUUUACCAUUCCAGAUCCACCCUCUCAAUCCAAUAUUCAAAGCAAACUUGUUCACUAUUUAAAGUAUCUUUCUCAUUCUGUUGAAAAUGUGAGAAUUCAAUCCGUACAAGGCAUGAAACAAGUAUUGACUUGUGUCUUCUCAUCAGGAUGUUUGAAAUCAAAACUUUUAGAUGAUCUCUAUUAUAGUAUUGUUGAGACGUUAACAAUGACCAUUCAAUUAUUCAAAUCUCAAUCCAAAUAUCUCAACAGAGAAAUUAUAUCACUCUUCCAUUUGUUAUCCAACUAUUGCACACGUCAAACCAUUCAUUCCAUGAUUGAUGUAUUAAGAGAUAAGAAAUUAUUUGAACUCUAUGAUAGUGUGAUUACACUCUUCUUUAAAAUUGGUGAUCGAGCCAUUCGUAUGAUACUUGAUCAUUUAGAAAAUGAUACAGAAUGGAAUAAUAUCAUUAUCACACAUAUUGUGAAUCAUCCACUCAUCGUUGAGAAUGUGGUCAUUCCAAUUCUUUGUAAGGAGUGUUUAUCAUUUGAUAUUGAUAAACGAACAUGUGCAGUGAGAGCUAUCAAACAUUUGGGAAUGAUUGCAAAUAGUGCUCUUCCAACUUUGGUGAACAUGUUAAUGGAAGGUCAUGCCAAUAGAAUUCUCAUUGGUGAAGCGAUUCGUGCGAUGGGUGAUGAAGGUGAAAAAACUCUCCUCUCCAUCAUGAAUCAAUGUCAUGUCUUUAAAGUGAGAGAAGCCAUUUUGACUGUUCUUGGUCAAUUACCCUAUUGUGUUAAUUCUAAUUUAACGAUUUUAGCAAAUUCUGAUAUUCAUUGUUACAUUCCAUCUCCAACUCCAAGAAUAUUCUAUUAUUAUGCUGGAGAUGCAAGCAAAGAAUUACCACCAUUUCUGUUAUUUGAUUCAAAGGAAUUAAUUGCAUUAACACGACAAUUCUUGAAUGAUCAUCCUAAUAGUAUUGCCAUGAAUUCUAGAGACAAGCAUAGAAUGACGAGUAGUAAUAAUAAUACUAUGAAUAGUAGUAGUAAUAAUAAUAUGAACAAUAAUAUCAAUGGUAAUAAUACUAUGAAUAGUAAUCAUAUCAACCAAACAACCAAGGAUUCUCUUGAAUAUAUUUGCAAACCUGAAAUGACUCUUCUCUAUGCCAUGGCAUGCUCAAUGAAAUCCAUCAUUUACAACAAUCAUCAAUCGAGUCGACCCAAUUUGAGUGGUAGCCGUUCUCAUCCUACUUCAAUCAUUUUAAAUAUUUCAAGUAUAUUAGGAAAUAGUAUGAAUCAUUCAAGUCUCUCUACAUAUCAACCGAAUGCUAGUGGUAAUAGCAAUUGUAAUAGUACAUUUAUGAAUUCAGAUCAAUUGAAUAAUUCCUUCUCAAUUUUAAAAUCUUAUUAUUUAAAAGAAAGAAAACGAGUGAAAAGAAUGAACCAUAGUUUCACUUCACAUCGUGUCGUGAAUUCUAAUCAUCAUCAUCACGAUGGAUGGAGUGAUCAUACUCGCUGUGUUUGCACCAUAGAAAAGACUGAAAUUACCAACAUUUCACCUGAGUGUGUUCAUUGUUUGAUUCAUAAUGUUCAAUAUCCUGAAGAAUCUGUUCGAUAUGCUAGUGUCAAAUCCAUUGAAUCCAUCAUUUCAGUUCAAGUACCAUGCUUUCUACAAGUACUUGAUGUGUUGAAAAAGGAAGCUCUCAUGGAUUCAUCUCAUCGAGUGAGAGCAAGUGCAUUGCAAGCUCUUGCCAAGAUUGGAACAGAAAUGACUCAAAAGAAGAGUCGUCAACAUGACUCGACAACGUGUUGGCGACGAGAGAAUUCAUCAAUGUUUGGCAAAUCUCUGGAUUCCAUAGAGGGUGAUGACAAUCAUAAUACCAUUGAUGAUGAUUUUGAUGAUUGGAAGAAUGAAUCAUCAUCCAAUAAGAAUCCAACCAGUCUCGAAGAAUCUUUUCGGCAUUGUAGAAUGAGUGGUGUCCAUAACAGUACUAGUAGUAAUAAUAGUAAUUGUACUAGUAAUAACAGUACUAGUAGUAAUAAUUGUACUAGUAAUAAUAAUACUACCAGAAAUAAUAGUAAUAAUACUACCAGAAAUAAUAAUAGUACCAGUAAUAGUACUAGUAAUACUUCUAAUCAAUUGAUCCUUUCAAAACAUGAAAAGAGAAAUCUCCUCUCUAAAAUAUUGCCACUCUUAAAAGACACACAUUGGAAUGUCAGAAUGGCUGCAUGUCAUGCCAUGUCUUGUCAUCAUGUUCAUAUUCUUCAAAUGUCCAAUUUUGAUAAGGAAUUUUACAAAUUAAUAUUUCAUUACUUGAUUGGAGUAUUGAAAGAUGGUUCAAUUUCAAGAAAUGAAGUUUCGAAAUGUCUUUCUCUAUUAGAAUAUGAUGGAAUAUCUCAAUUAAUCUAUCUAUUAAGACAAGAUGUACAAUCCAUGAAUAUUCAAGUGAGAAUAUCGUGUGCUUAUGGUCUAAGUUUGAUUGAUUUAGAAUCACCAUAUAUAGAUCGAAUUAUUGAAAGUUUGUUCAUGACUUGUAGUUGUACCAUCAAGACACCACCUCUCGUGAGAAGAGCAGCCAUUAAGGCAUUGGGAGCACUUUCCAAGAAAUCUCACAACAAACUCACGUAUUUGGGUCCGCGCACAUUACUUCCAUUUUUGUAUGGAUUUCUAAAAGAUCGACAAGUGGGUGUUCGUCAAAUGGCAUCUCAAGUCUUGGCACAGAGUGGUCCUUAUGGUGAAUUAUUAUUAAUGGAAGGAUUGUUAAAAGAUUCCAAUCAUCUCAUUCGAGCAAGUGCAGCAAUGGGAAUGAUUCAUUUAGGACCUAAAACAAUUAUUACAAUAUUAUUGGCACUUUCCAAUGAAUAUCAUCCACAAAUAUGUCAACAUCUAUUUGAAUGUAUUGAAUCGUUUAAAUUGGAUGAUAUGAUUGAUGUCAUUAUGGGUGAUUCUAAUGAGUCAUUGAAUGCAAUUGAUGGUCACUACGAGAGUAAUAAUAGUAGGAGUAGUAGGAGUAGUAGUAGGAGUAGUAGUAGUAGUAACAGCAGUAACAAUCAUUCCAUGAAUAGUAGUGUCAAUGUUUCAUCCUCCAUCUCUCAAAAUAUUGAAUCCAUUGCCAAUGCCAUUCGUGAUAUUUUGUCAAGAUUUGUUUCGUCGGCUCAUUUAAAACAACAUUCCAAGCAUGUUGUUCGAAGUGUGAACAAUCAAAAUGUUGGAAGUCAUGUUUUAGUAGCUUCUCCACAAGCUCUUCAAAUACUCGAAGAAUUAUUGCAAACUAUUGAACGAAGAAGGAAACGAAAUUGUUAA